AUCCGUUAUCGUCAGCUUCGCUACACUCCAUGAAACACUUUUUAAUAAUAAAACCAUGACGUUUAAUCACAUAAUAACACCCGCAGAUCACCGACAGUAGCCUUUUCUUGUUAUUGCUUGAAAAACGAUAUUGAAUGUAAUUCAACAACUCGAAUGUAGUUGCAGGGUAAUUAUUCCACUGGAACUUAAUGAAUAUGUGAUAACUACGUAUGUGACUAGAAUUUAAACUUUUUUUAACUGCAUGUAUCAUCUGUACAUGUAUACAAAGGGAAAUUACAUAACAUAUAUAUAUUGAAACUUCUUUUACAUCAAAACAUUAAAAAUCUAUAUUCCUCUGUUAUGUACCCUUUGAAGUUUCCGCUUGAUGAAACAUUUAAUCUUUCAUCAUAUAAAGAUAUGGCUUCAUUGCGAUCCGUAUUCGUGCCUCUUUGCUCACUAAAGGCAGAAAAAGACGUUUAAACGUUACAAAUGUACAAAUGUCUGUCAAAUGUUACUGAACCCACAGACAAAAUAAUAGUAUCAUUCUUGUCAUUGUUUUUAUUGUUUUUUUAUUGUGCUGAUUGAAUUAUUUGGUACCUGUUUUGCAUAGUUUUAAUACUUACGUUACAUGGUAGGGCGUUUUUUUGAAUAGGUCCGUUAAUUUAAAAAUUCUAACAUUUGCCUCAUUCGAUAUUUACGUGUUUCACAUAAAUCACUGUACUUGCUCAUUUUCCAUUAGAUGACCUUGCCUAAAACUGCCACAUAGUUGUUUCUGAUAUUACACACACACACACACACACUCUCUCUCUCUUAAAAGCACAUAAAACCUGUCUGACAGGAGUAUAAUGCAACAAUAAUCUGUUGCAUGAGGCUGGUGUUUGCUGAAUGUUCGACUCAGAGGAAAAGCUGUCCACGGAUUGUUUAAUCAAUUGAAAACUUGCAUACUUGCAAGCAUGAAUUUUCAGGCUAAAUUUUGAAACAGUAAUCAUCAUGCCCUGCAGAGAAGAAUCAUUCCUGAGCUCGGCUGAUGCUCAGCCAUCGUGAUUAUUGGCCUAGUCGCUCAGCCUGUCCGGUAAAAACCACAAGCCUUCUUAACAGCUGUAAUGCAGAAGCUGGAUCUAAAUCCCUGAAUCAGUCUCAAGAUUGUUGUAGCUGUGAAACUUGAUGGUUACCACCGACCCAUAUCUGAUUUUAGAACUUCAAAUAUUCAUCUGUGCAUUCUUUCUACAAAUUCCUGAAAGUAUCUAGAGGUGUCCCAAAGGCGUUUUAGCUCACACGUUGAACAUUAAGAGAGAUCUUGCACAAUGAAAUGUGCUGGUCAGGGUUUUGUGCCAUCCUUGUGCUUUUCGAGAGAGACCGUCAAUGCAAGACUUCAUACCUGCCUGAAUGAAGAAUUGUCUAACUGUGUAGCACCAAGUCUUAGCUAAUUAUGAUGAAUAUUUUCAGUAUAUUGUGUCAUUUUUCAAACCAACAUCACCCCACCCUAAUCGAGGCAGUUAUGCAUGACAGGUUGCUCGCGUUGCUGUUGUUCUUGACCGAUACGGCGUAUGUUUGAUGCUCUGGUAGACUGAACUUCAGGGGAGCCAGAAAGCCUUCAAAGGGUUAGACCACACCACUUCCUUUGCUGAGUUAACAAGCUUAGUGGGUGUCAAGCUACCAGCUACAGGUUAUCAAAUGCAGCAGAAACAUCACUGAUAGGCUUCCGUUGCGGCAGUGUGGCAUGGAGAAACAGUGACUAUCUGGAGAAGUUUUUCGACUGGAUUGGGGUGAUGCAGCCAUCUACUCUUCUUGUGCUUCGCAGGAAGUAAAACAGACAACCUUUUGAUGCUUUCUGGCCGUCUUUUCUGUCUGUGAGCAUAAGUAAGCAGCCGGAUUCUCUUGACAGACCGAAAUAUUAGCGAAAAUGAACGAGGCCAACGGGAUCCAGGUGAAGUGCGUGCUGGUGGGGGACACGGCCGUGGGGAAGACGGCGUUGCUGGUGCGUUUCAGCUCGGAGACGUUCCCGGACAGCUACAAGCCGACCGUGUACGAGAACAUGGGCGUCGAGGUCUUCAUGGACGGUGUUCCGAUCAACCUCGGCCUCUGGGACACGGCCGGAGCCGACAGCUUCCGGCAGAUCCGUCCUAUGUCCUACAUCCAAGCCGACGUGGUGCUCCUCUGCUACUCGGUGGCCAACCACAGCUCCUUCGCCAACGUGCGGCACAAGUGGAUCGCCGAGGUGCGGCAGCACCUCCCAGAGGUACCCGUGCUGGUGGUGGCGACGCAGACGGACCAGCGCGAGGCGGGAGCCCACCGCGCCAACUGCACGUCCUCCGCCGAGGGCAAGAAGCUGGCGCACGACAUCCAGGCCAGGGGUUACCUGGAGUGCUCAGCGCUCAGUAACCGAGGCGUGCAGCAGGUGUUUGAGUGCGCCGUGCGGACCGCCGUCAAGCAGACCAGGAGGCAGCCACACAGGAGACUCUUGGAUAUAAACGCUUGCAGGAUGUUCUAGGUUCGAUUUUUCUAGAAGUGGUCUCUUUACAUUAAAAAAAUAUAUAUAUAUAUUCCAAAGGUGCUUUUCCUAAAUUCUGGACAGUAACAUGAAUAACAUGAAAUGCUCCACGAGGGUUUUUAAUGCAAACUCGCCGAAGGAGACUUUCUCAUGCAUUCGAAUAUUGAAGCAGAUCUUACGGACUUGAGAUGUGUUUGUCGGGGUUUUACUUGCAACGUAAUGCUCAGCUGUCGCCUAGAGUCCAAAAUCCACUCGAGAGAGCUAAAUACUGCCAUUUUGGUCAUUAUUGGGCCCACUGUGUUACUUUGUUACAUCUUUGUUGUUUGAACAUUCUGUGACGGGAUAUUCCAGUUUGCUACAAAUAUAAAAAGUAGAACUGCCACACAUUGUAUAAGUAUGAUUAGUUAACAACACUCGUUGCCAUGUAUAUGAAGUGGGACUCUAUGUAGGAAUUAAAUACUAAUAGGAAUAUAGGAGUUUAGAAACAUUUUUAAUUUUAUUUUUAAUUUGCUAUAUGAAUAUGUUUGGCAGAUGAUUGGUGUUAGUACAAUAAAGUCCAAUGUCAAAUAUUAUUUAAAAACACAGUUUCAGCACAGUAAAUAUUAGAAUGUAUAUAGUGUUUUGAGUGCCGUACUGCUUUUAUUCAUUUUUAUAAUUAAUUUAUUCGCAUCACUAAUGGACUGUCGUUCGAUUUGCCACUCCACGUCACCAAGCACAUGGUAGACGCUGAAUAAAUAGGGGCACAGUUACCCCUGAAUCUUGUAUUGACAGACAUCCAAUUAUCACGUGAAUCUGAGGUCUUGGCCAGUCCUUAAGGACUCCAAAGUUUAACUGAACUGUGAUCGGCUGAGCCAGGUGAUGGCCGAGCAACAAAAAUGUAAUUCUCUCAACAUCAACAUAUUUAUGUUUUUUUUUUUUUGUUCAACAUAUAUUCACAUUAAAUAGUGUAAAGCUGCCUAAAUUUUGUUUAUAUUCAAAAGACAAUCAGCAAUAAAUUUGAUCUAUAUCUGAAUUAUUGUCGUACAGUAUAUAGAGUAAAUCUACAUUUAUCUAAUAAAGAAUUUUCGAAACUUAAAA
This is a messenger RNA of Brienomyrus brachyistius, 3547 nucleotides long. RefSeq names its product rho-related GTP-binding protein RhoH-like. The record is from RefSeq and is a predicted model, not a curated record. The transcript has 2 exons. Gene Ontology annotation, biological process: small GTPase-mediated signal transduction. NCBI's taxonomy places the organism in Eukaryota, Metazoa, Chordata, Actinopteri, Osteoglossiformes, Mormyridae. The coding region runs from base 1883 to 2470 and encodes 195 amino acids. Gene Ontology annotation, molecular function: GTP binding; GTPase activity.